AUGAGCAAAGGACGCUUCGUGCUCAACCCGUUUCCGGAACUCCGCCUCACUGCCGACGACCGACUUCAACUGCAGGACGUGGCCAAGAACAUCCCGCUGAAGACGCGCGAAGGCCUACGGGUGUUCACUGAGCGACUUGAGUCUGCUCACUCCGCUAAAAGCUGUGAGCCAUCGGGUGGUGGUCUUCCGACAAUCUUGUGCGUGGGGACCCUGGAGGGGAAGCUCGACGACUUGAUGUUCGGUAUCAUCAAUGAGGACCUAGAGGCAAUGCGCCUCAAAGCUUCGUACGUCGAUGACAUCAGUGGCGCCGCGGUGCUGGAUACCAUUGUCGAGCCAAGUGUCGAGAACCCGUUCCAGACGCUCAUGCUCAAGUGGAUGGAGCUCGAUCCUCCUCUCGCCUCGACGAGCCUCGUGAAGAACCGCGACUACGUAUAUCUCGAAGACACUGGGUAUGUUCAACGCGACAACGGUGAGCGUCUGGGGUACCAGUUCGUUCACUCGGCUGGGCCAAACCAAAUUGAAAUGUACUCGACUGGCAGCAUGGGUCCGGGCGGUGACAUGAUCCGCAAGCUUCUUGUGCCAGGCAUGGCCAACGCGUUCCUUCAAAGGAGUCCCCAACAGCAGAAGCGUGUGCGUGACGUGCUUGGCGAUAUGGCCAAGGGAAACAAUACGUGCAGGUUGUGCUUCGGUCACGUCUGUCAUUCGUGCAAGGUGGUGCAGAAGCUGAGCUUCGUAGACCCGGACAUGCAGUUGGCCAGGAGAAACGUGAGGUUCUGCCCGGCGUGCAUCAGCUCCGUGAUGAACAAGAACGCACUGGAGGUGGCGCGUGAGAGGAUCUUCGAUGUGUAG
Molecule: messenger RNA, 849 nt
Organism: Phytophthora sojae
Lineage: Eukaryota; Oomycota; Peronosporomycetes; Peronosporales; Peronosporaceae
Exons: 4
Coding region: 1-849 (282 amino acids)
Source: RefSeq, a predicted model, not a curated record